Messenger RNA from Zingiber officinale, 537 nucleotides. RefSeq names its product pentatricopeptide repeat-containing protein At1g50270-like. The transcript is spliced from 2 exons. Gene Ontology annotation, biological process: RNA modification. Gene Ontology annotation, molecular function: RNA binding; protein binding. NCBI's taxonomy places the organism in Eukaryota, Viridiplantae, Streptophyta, Magnoliopsida, Zingiberales, Zingiberaceae. The record is from RefSeq and is a predicted model, not a curated record. The coding region runs from base 1 to 537 and encodes 178 amino acids.
AUGGCUAUGAGGAACCUCAUCUCUUGGAACGUGUUGAUUGUGGGCAUGUCUGCAACAAGCUGUACUGUGACGCAAAUCGUGAUGGAAGCUUUUCGCUUGUUGUUGAAUGAUGAUGGGCUCUUGAUCCCUAAUCAAGUGAGCUUGUCCAGCGUGCUGAGUACAUGCUCAACUGUGUGUAGCAUCGGAUUUGGGAGAGUGGUGCACGACUUGGCAGUUAAGCUUGCAGUGGAGUCGUCUUUGGCCUAUGUGAGGAACUCGCUCAUUGACAUGUACUACAAAUGUGGGUGCUUGGAAAAAGCUGUGAAGGUGUUCGACAGAUGCUCUGAUAGAGAUGUUGUGACUUGGAAUGUUAUGAUGAUGGGUUGGUUUGAAAGUGAUUGCCCCAAAGAUGUUUGUGCUUGCAAUCAUAAUGAGCUUGUCCACCAGGGAUGCAAGUACUAUACUUGCAUGGUAGACUUGCUUGGACGAGCUGGCCACUUGGAUGAAGCAAUGCAAUUCAUUGAUGCAAUGCCAAUACAUCCUGAUUCAUCUGUGUGA